Dimorphilus gyrociliatus is the source of this 2504-nucleotide messenger RNA. The record is from the annotation of a GenBank genome assembly. NCBI's taxonomy places the organism in Eukaryota, Metazoa, Annelida, Polychaeta, Dinophilidae.
GAAAUAAUUCGGCUUGAGUGAUAAUGAGUGCAUGAGCAGAAGAUGGGGACAAAACGUCGAAAAAUACCUGAAGUGCCUAGUGCAGAUCCAGUGAAAAAACGAUCAAAAAGCACAAAAUCACAUUCCCAAGUAUCAAAUAGCAGUUUUAUUUGGAUUCUGAUCCUGUCAUCUAUUCCCUUGGUGUUGAUUUACGGGGCUUUUACCUGGUAUUCAUACUAUCUUUCAACUCUGGUUAUAGAGCCAUUUAGUGGAGAAAAUGUCAUUCAGAGUUCUCGUAAUACGCAAAAUAUAGAAUGGGGAACUUUCCGACCGAACACGUACUUCGGUAUCAAAGCAAAAAUGCCAAAAUCGCCUAUAUUUGGGUUGAUGUGGAUGCCUCAAUUUGGUGCGACAGAGAGGCCGCCCCCGAUAAGGCAUUGGUGUGAUCAAGGGGACGGUAUACUGAAGUAUGGCUGGACCAAACACGAUGGAGAAAACUUUGGACGACAAGAAAUAUAUGAUAAAUGGCUUGUACUUGUUACAGAUUUCGUUCGAGUUGAAUCUGGUUGGAAAGCUCGAGUUCGAGUGAAACCAAAGCCGGGUAUGGAACAAGGUGUCUUCUCGCUGUUCUUUUACGUAGCAAUAGAAAAUGAUGGAGAACUCCUUCUCGAUAUAAAUAAGAGAAAUUUGAAAUCUGUAUCUGGUCGAACUAAUAGUAUCGGUUCAUUUUCUUUAGAGUUCCCUACUGCGGAAAAUGUAAUACAUCACGACUACCUUGAAACCUUAACACCAGGCUUUCAUCAGUUAAAAGAAGGACUUAUUAAUGGUAUGGUUCUUAAGAAAUUCAGAAACAACGAUGAAAAGUAUAUAGCGUUGAAUGGUCUUGUUGUUCCGGAAGAAUUCCAAAAGUAUCCCAGGAAUUUUGUAGUCAAACAAUACACUUUUAAAGGUAGCUUUGAUAUGGAAGUUCACUUUCAAUCUAGUCCAGUCCCUAGUGAUGGAGAUGAAACAUUUGAUGAUAUUUUUAAUAAAUUUGCUACAAAUUUUGACAAGAAAUUCGAGGAAACAUUCCAACUUAAGAAAAAAAACUAUGAUGAUGCAAUGAUCAACUUUGCAAAAGCAACCCUAUCCAAUCUACUUGGUGGAAUUGGUUAUUUUCAUGGUUCAAGUAGAGUUAAAAGUAAACACGUUAAAGAAGAGCCUUUAGAUUAUUGGGAAGCUCCUCUGCUUACAGCGGUUCCAUCAAGAUCAUUCUUCCCAAGAGGGUUUUUAUGGGAUGAAGGUUUUCACAAUCUCGUUAUUUCAAGAUGGAACCCAGAUAUAUCCAAAUCAAUUUUAGGUUAUUGGAUGGAUUUAAUGAAUAACGAAGGCUGGAUUCCACGUGAACAAAUUUUGGGUGUAGAAGCAAGGGCAAAAGUACCCGAUGAAUUUGUUAUUCAGCACAAUGAGAAUGCAAAUCCCCCAACAAUUAUUUUGCCUUUGGAAUAUUUGAUGAAUUCUGGAUUUUUAGAUCAAUCUUAUCUUAAUAGAAUUUAUCCAAGACUAGUAAGAUGGUAUGAUUGGUUUAAUAAAACUCAAACAGGAGAUUUACCAGGAUCCUAUCGAUGGAGGGGAAGAGACGAGAAAACUAAAAGAGAGUUGAAUCCCAAGACUUUAACUUCUGGCUUAGAUGAUUAUCCAAGAUCUUCAAAUCCUUCAGAUAAUGAGAGACAUCUAGAUUUACGUUGUUGGAUGCUGUUGGCCUCUAAAGUUAUGGGAAAUAUUGCAGAAAAGAUUGAUAAGGAUGCAAAGCACUAUAAGGCAACGUACGAUUAUUUGAUGGAUGAAGAUCUGCUAAACAAUUUACACUGGAGUGAUAAAAUGAAAAGAUAUGCUGAUUACGGUUUACAUAGUGAUAGAGUGACUUUAGUUCGACCUAAGCCAAAACAACCCAAUCCUCAUGUACGACUUGAAAAAGAAAGAGUCUUCAAAUCUGAGCCUAAAAAUCAAUACGUUGAUAAAACCUUUGGCUAUUUAAGCUUAUUUCCAUUCGCAAUGAAAAUGUUUAAACCAGAUUCAGAUAAGUUACAAUGGAUAUUGAGAGAUUUACGAGAUGAGAAUUUGCUAUGGACCAAAUACGGAUUGAGAUCUCUUGCGAAGUCAUCUCCAUUGUAUAAGAAGUAUAAUACAGAACACGAUCCACCAUAUUGGAGGGGUGCCAUUUGGAUAAACAUGAAUUAUAUGGUUGUGAAUGCUUUACAUCAUUAUUCAAAAAUUGAAGGACCAUACCAGGAUUCUUCUAAAAAAUUGUAUUCUGAAUUACGUAAGAAUUUGAUAGAUAAUAUCUUCAAGCAAUACGACCGAAGUGGCUUUGUUUGGGAAAAUUAUGAUGAUGCAACUGGGGUCGGAAAAGGAUGUCAUCCUUUUACCGGUUGGUCAAGUCUAGUGAUAAACCUUAUGGGAGAAUUGUAUUAUUAGACUGUUGAAUCUUUGUUUUUGUAAAUUAAAAAGGAAAUGCUGUUUUUUUUUCAAGCUUAAAAAAAAAA